AUGGCCUCGUCAGCUGCAGCUGUGGCCGCUACUGAGGUCGAAAAGAAAGAUACAGCCACAGCGACUGCAGAAGCUAAUUACCAGAUCAUCGCGAAAGUGGGCGAUUUCGACGCUGUCCAAGCCAAACGCCCCGAUUUCGACCACUCGAACAAGCCUAUCGAAGUCACCAAAUCCCCCAAUCCAAACUGGGAAUAUGGGCAAGGAGUGCCAGGCAGUGGUGCAAGUGCUAAAAAGCAUCGCGAGAUUGACCCGUACGCGCCGGACCGUCCAAUGAUCAACAAUUAUCAUCUGCUUGUCUCUGGCAUUGCGCCUCGCCCGAUUGGAUUUCUGAGCACCGUGUCCGGCGACGGAAAGACCAAGAACCUUGCCCCGUUCAGCUACUUCCAGGUCAUUGACCAUGAUCCACCCAUGUUUAUCGUGGGAUUCUCCUCUCGGCCGGGCCGAGUCAAGGACACCUUCCGCAAUUUGAAAGAGACAGGCGAGGUGGUUAUCAACACAGUCUCGGAGAACAUGAUCGAGGCAGUCAAUGCGACUUCCAUCGACGCACCGUAUGGUGUUUCCGAGUGGGAGAUAUCCGGUCUGCAUGAGGCGCCUGCAACGACUGUCAAGCCUUCCCGUGUUCAGGAGUCUGUGUUCUCCAUAGAAGGCAAAGUGGUUGAUAUCAAGGAGUUCGAAGACCAUAGCAAGCCUGGGAUGAGCAUUGCCUCCCUGGUGCUUAUCAAGGCGACCCGAUUCUGGGUCCAAGAGGAUGCUGCUGAUGCAGACUUUAGACACAUUGAUCUGAAUAAAUUGCGACCUUUGGGACAGCUGGGUGGUAUCUCUUAUGGGCGGAUUACGUCCAUAUUUGAACAGCCAAGGAAACGAUGGAGUGAUGAAUAUCCACAGAGUGAGCUAUUGACAAGAUUGGAGGGAUCGAAGCCGGAGACGAAAUGA
Messenger RNA from Aspergillus thermomutatus, 933 nucleotides. Its product is annotated as flavin reductase family protein. Gene Ontology annotation, molecular function: FMN binding. Bases 1 to 933 code for a protein of 310 amino acids. The transcript has a single exon. Lineage: Eukaryota; Fungi; Ascomycota; Eurotiomycetes; Eurotiales; Aspergillaceae. The record is from RefSeq and is a predicted model, not a curated record.